Patella vulgata (common limpet) is the source of this 7700-nucleotide messenger RNA. RefSeq names its product putative leucine-rich repeat-containing protein DDB_G0290503. NCBI's taxonomy places the organism in Eukaryota, Metazoa, Mollusca, Gastropoda, Patellidae. The coding region runs from base 114 to 3320 and encodes 1068 amino acids. Gene Ontology annotation, molecular function: molecular adaptor activity. The transcript has 15 exons. The record is from RefSeq and is a predicted model, not a curated record. Gene Ontology annotation, biological process: signal transduction.
CUUAAAAGGAAAACAAGAAGCCGUCGUUUUUUAAAGCCUGAAGUGUAAAUUAACACAUUUUUCACAAUGUACUAAAUAGAUAAGAUAUAAUUGAAAUUGGCAUUCCGUGUUUCAUGUUGUCCGUUGAAAUGAACGAAAUCGACAAUACAUCUAGAACUGUCUCAGAGGACUCUGUGAUUCCUAGAAAGGAGUUUGAUUUUCAAAAGGAAAUAAUAAAAAGAGAUGAGAUAAUAGCAAGAUUAAGUUCUCGACUAAAGGAGUCUUUCUCCCAAAAUGAAAGCCAUGUUCUCAUGCAGUUUGAACAAGUUGAACUUUUAAAACAAGAAAUAGAAAAACUUCAGGUGGAAUUAAGUCAGGCAGAUGAAAAACUGAAAGCACAAGAGACUCAUCAUUUGGGUUCUGUUCAGGCUAUUGAAAACGUGAAAGGAGAAGUUUAUAGUCUUCAAAACUGUUUACAAAAUGUGACUAUCCUUGAUCCUAACUCACGCCCCAAUACUCUUCCAAACCCUUCCAGUGAAACCCAUCAGUGUAACUCAAUUUCAAGUUCGAAUCCUAACUGUGUUGAAAACAGGACUGAGGAUCUUGCAUACAAUUUAAGAGAGCUGCAACAAAAAUUGGAAGAUCUAGAAGAGAAGAGACUAAAGGAUUUACGUAUGCAAGAAGCCGAACUGAUGGUUAAAUAUGAAGAAGAAUUGGCCCAGCACAAAAGGGAUCUUGAAGUAAGAUUCAUCCAAAAGUCUGAAGCAGAGAAUGCCAGAAAGCAGAGAGAGUUCAUCAAAGCUUUCCAGAAGAUGAAGAAAAAUAUGAAGAAAACCACUAAUCACAAAAAUGAUGAGAAUAAUUUGGCAAAAGAGAAUGAAAAAUUACCAGAGAAAAGAGAGAGUGAUAUUGUACAAAAGCUUGCGCUUGAAAAUCAGGAACUAGCAGAAGUACGAGAUAUUUUAUUACAACAAGUAGAUAUUUCACUAGAGAAUCAGGACAUGUUGAAAAAAGAAUUAGAUACAUAUUUAUGUCAGGAUCAAACUACCUCUUUAGAUGAUGAUAUUUUCAUGGAUGAAAUAGAAAGAAUUUCCCAGAUACAGACUGAUGGUGCUAUGAUGGAAUGGGAAAUUCUUUCUCCCUCGGGUGUAGUAAGCCAUGAAAAUACUCAAACAUCGUUGGGAUUUUUUGAAGAUACAAUAGAUGAAAGGCUGCUUAUGUCAGAAUUGGUCACAAAUACUGGAACUGUUUCUCAGUGCCAAAAUAUAGAUUGUAUAAACAUGAGAAAUCGACUGCAGGAACUGUUAAAAACAAAUGUUUCCCAAAAUUCUCUUUCAAAUGGCGUAUUUUGUGAUGAUGGAGAUGAUCCACCCAAAGAGAGAAAUGAAAAUAUGGCCGACAACUUAAGUGAAAGUGGUUCUCAUUAUUGUUUGUCAGAUGAAUUUGCAUCUAGUGAUCUUAUUCCACAUUUAAAACAAUUUAAACAAAUUAAAGCUGAACUUGAACAGAAAAUCGAACACCAAUUUCACGUGUUUGCUGAGGAAAAAAACAAUUUUUCGAAAAUCUGUGAUUCUUUGAAAAUUCAAGUUGAAAACUUACUCUUAGCAAAGAGCCAACUUGAGGAAGAACUUGAAGGUAAAAAUGCUACUCUGUUGACUUUAAGUGAGGAAUUUCAAAACACAUUAGAAAAGUUUGAAUUAAGUAAAGAUGAUUUACAUGAGCAUUUACAUUUAUUACAAACUGAACAGACAGACAUUUCUGUGAAUAAUAAAACACCAGAACAUCGCUCCACCAAAACAGCUGAUGCUGGUAGUUUUGUACGUGAAGAAGAUUUUACAUCUAUGGAUAUGAUAUUAGAGCCAAAUAUUGAACCUGGAGAUAUAGAAUUCUGGGAUACCAAUUUUAAUGCGCAGAACUUUAAAACACAAGUUAUAAAUAAACCGUCACAAAUAUAUGAAGUUGAUCCUGAAUUACAAUUACAAGGUUACAGUAAAGAACAGACAAUAGAAUAUAUAACAGAAUUAGAAGAAAAGGAAAGAAUAAUAGAUGAUUUAGUUUUACAAGUUAAUAGUCUAGAAAGACAGCUAAAAUCUAGUAAACAAUUUCUAUCAGAACAAUCAACUGAUAGGGAAGUAGAAAGAGAUGAAGCUAGUAAAGAGAUUAACAGAUUAAAUAAAUUAAUAGAUGAAAAAGAGAGUCAAUUAACAUCUAAUAAAAACUUGUAUCAAGAGAUUGGAGAUAUGAAAGAUAGAAUUGAAAGUUUACAAGAAGAUGUAGAAAGUUUAAACAGUGAAAAUCAACAACUUAAAACCCAACUGAAUACAUCAACACAGAGAAAUUCAGACCUAGAAAAUAAUAUCAAAUUGUUAGAAGAUGAACUGAAUGAAAAAACAUUAGAAGAAGGCAAUUUACCACAGGAAGUAGUUAGUCAGGAAUCACCAACACCCUCAUCCAGUGAAUCUAAUGAUUUGGGAAUGUUAUACAGUGAGUCUGAUUCAAAUCCUGUUCCCCAUAAAAAACAGAAAUGUGAUUCAGAGAAGUCAUAUGACACAAUUGACACAGAGAUUAAAAUGAAACUAUUGGAAGAAGAAGUGAUAUCCCUGAAAUUAAAAUUGCGUCAGGAGAAACUUAUUGGUGCUGAUUUAUUAAGAAGUUUGGUAGCUGAACAGAAACGUUAUAAUAUACUGUUAAAUAAAGAGAAGGCUGAGUCUGAUAGCUGUACAACAGAAUUACUGGAUCAGUGGGUUCAUGUUUCAAAACUACAAAAUGCCUUGAAGGAAGAACAGGAUUACUGCUCGUCCAUCUUAGAUGUUUUAGAAGAACAACAAGUUAAAUUUAAUAAGGUUAAGAUAAAAUUGAAAGAAGAAGAAGAACAUAGAUUUAUUCUAGAACAGAGAUUAACAGAUGCUAAGAUUAACUUAAGACAACAAGUUCCAGUUCAACCUGAUACAAGGCAACAAAUGGCAAAGGUUCAGAGAUUAUAUGCUCGAUAUCUAAGAGCUGAAAGUUAUAGAAAAGCCUUGAUAUAUCAGAAGAAAUAUUUACUUAUAUUAAUUGGUGGAUAUCAGGAUACAGAACAGGCUACAUUAGGAAUGAUAGCACAGAUUGGUGUACCAACAACUUACAGUAUUAAUAGAUACCCAUAUUAUACUCCUUUGUUACAUAUAUUCCGUCGUACUGUCACUGCUGUUAUAGCUAUAUUUAGAAUGAAGUAUAUGGUAACUAAAUGGAAGAGAGCUGUUAAAGUUGGUUCACCAGUUGUAGGUGGUGCUGCUAGUGUUGGUUAUGGUUAUUUAACUAGUCAUAGUUCCUGUUCACAAGAAUCUUUACGUCUUCUGUAAACUUAAUAGAUCCUCCACCUUAGUGAAUUCCUAAUGUAUAUAUUAUGUGUUAUAUUAGCUUAUGUCUUAUAUUUAUUAUUAUUUAUUAUUUAACAACCACUGGCGGUAUUCUCUUGAAGGCUAUUCCAUUUAAAAUUACUUGGAGGAAUGUGAAAACCAUGUUUUUAAAUUGUCUGCUGUUCAAAUACUAAAGAUGGUGGAGGGGUUUGGAAAAUAUUUCUACAUAUUUUGCUUGUAGUCUUUUAAAAAAUUUCUAAUGGUACUUGUUAAGAGAUUGAUAAAUGUACAGUUAUGCUGUAUUUGUUACUCCUUAGUUUUCUGGGAAAUACAACUAACGAAAUGUUAAGUAACAUUUGUUACUGCAAAAGUUGACUCAGAAGUCAUAAUUUCUACUUAAAAAACUCUGGUAGCUAAAAUUAUGUUGAGUUCUCGACAUGUGAUGUAAUAGGAUGGCAGCCCAAAUUAUGAUUGUUUUAAAGGGUUGAUUAUGGUCUUGGUAAUUUAAUUAAUGUCUAAUUAAUAAUUUAUAUAACAUUUCAUAUCUAAAAAACGAUCUCCAGUAGGCAGAUUUAGCUCUUGCAUAAUGCCUGUUUAAAUAAUGUAAUAUAAUGUCAUAGAGAAGUUGUAUUAUUGUAAAAACCAUCAUCAUUAGUCAAGAUAAAAAUUAUUUCACAAUGACAGCCAUGUUGAUUUUCCCCAGUUGUGCACCCGAACACAAUAUAUGGUGUUUACUACUUCCUAGUGGGAAACACAAUAUUUCCAAGUAGUAAUAAAUACAGCAUUAUUUUUUAAAUGGAAUAGUCUUUAUAUACUAGAUAUUUGUUAAAGCAUAUUGGUAGUAUAUUAUAAGAGUGCUGUACACUAGUCCCGGUAUUAAUUUACAAAUAUGAAUGUAUUUUAGAAGUUUUUCUUAAUUCUAAACUAGAUUGUGUUUGAAUUGAAAAAUAUCUGUUAACAUUUUUUUAGAAAAAAAAUUUGUUAUUUAUAGAUUUAAAUGAAUUUUAGAUUGAUAAAGUGAUCACAACUGUCUCAAUACUUAGAAAUAAAAACAAUUAGACGCUUGUUCCUUGCCAGACCUUAUUCCCUGCACCACUGACAAGGUGCAACUAGGCUGUAAAAUCCCAGGCAACUUUCUCAUCCAGCCCUGUGAUUUAACCUGUAAUCUGGUUAAUGAGCUAGCACCAUAUUCCCUCUUUAUACAUCAAAUGUAUCUUGAAGAAAAAUGAUUUUUAUAUAUAUAUAUUAGACUAAUUUGGUGUGUAAGCAAUAAAUGUAGUUUUCAUAAGUUAAAUUAGUCCCCCCCUCCUGCUUUUUAAAAAUAUAUUAGAUUGAUUAUAUUUAACAAAUAUAUAUUUUAUCUGAUCUAUUUAAACAAAAUGUCUUCCAUGUCAAUAUAUAAUUGCUUGUAUUGCAUUUAAUUUCUUCCUGCAAAUUAUAAUUGGCCUAAUGUAAACUGUACAGUACAUGCAUAUAUCUAGGCUGUCCGAUUUUCUUCCAUUGGUGAAAGAUGAUUUAUGGUAGAUGUUAGUCCCAAUAUUGCCUAGUAAUUAGCUAGGCACCAGUGGUGUUGAGCAUUACUAAAAUCAAAGUGAACUUCAAUGACAUUGGAGAUGACAAACAUCUAAUCAAACCUCUUUGAAGAGGGAGAGGAGAACAUUUAAAACCAGAGUUGAUGGACAUUUUAUGUUAUAUUAUGUUUUAAAAUAUGGAUUAUUACACAGUCAUGUGCUGCUUACAACCAAACUUAUUCCAAUGCUCAACAUUAAUCUGUUGUGUCUAAGUAAAGCCACUGAUUUUCAUUUGAGAGAUUUUGCAAGCUACAAUAUCAUGAAAGUUGAAUUUCUAAAAGGAAGGUCAAUCCAAAGGGCAUUCAAUUCUGUUCAUCAUUUACAAUGAUAUGAUGAAUUAAAAAUUUCACAACAUUUGGCAUCCUCUGCAGACCAUAAAAACAAGUGAGUGCCACCUAUGUAGAUGUUAUGUAAAAUCUUUUGAAUGAUUUUUUUUUUAAUCCAAACGGGGAGAUUAUCUACCAUUAUUAUUUUGCUUUGAUUUUCUUUAUAAAAUUUUAAAUAAUCAAUUUGAGUUCAUUCUAGUUUAGAUUAAGCCAUGAAAAUUAAAUACUGUCUGAAAAAUGGAAAUGACCAACAGUGGCUUUAAAGAUUCAAUUUUGAUAAUGUCAGUGGGAAUUCACUAUUGGUACAUGUAGAUUAGAAGAAUUUUAAGUUUUGGGAAUACAUGUGAAUAAAGGUUCUGAAAAAAAUGUUUCAAAAGGCAUUUAUCUUCUAAUUUUAAAACUUACUUUGUUUGAGAUAUAAUAUUACUUUUAAAAAGUGAUAAUUGUUAAUCCCUGUGUAAUAUUCAUUCUAGUCAUAUUUGAUAUUGAUUAACAGCAUUUAACAGUAUUUAUAUUAAUUACAUUAGUAGUUUUAACAAGAAACUGGUUUUUAAGAAGUGAUUCUUCAUUUAGAAAUGUAACAUUGCAAUAAAACAUUAAUGAUGAUAAAUUAUUAUUGAUCAUUACAAUAUAUUAUAUCCACUUUUUUAUCUUCACAAAAUCAUGGUAUUAUUAGCAGAUUGUUCCAAAGAUCAUUAAAAUUGAUCAAAUGUAAGUUAUGGUCAUCCCUUUAGUUUCCUUUGAUUCAUGGCAUCAGUUAUUUACAGAAGAAUACAUUGCCAUCCAUUAACAUCAACAUAGUGUUUUAGUAGUCUAUAUUACUAUGGAAACAACACAAUUAAGCUCAUAUUAUCAUUAAAUUGAAGUUUAUAUGAAAAAGGUUGGUUAACUUGUCUGUGAUUCUAAAGUUAAUGUGCUUUGCGUGUUGUUAACAAGAUAACCUCCCCUGUAAAACAAUGUAAGCUAAUGCUGUCAUGCACAUGUUGUAAUACCUUGAUAUUAUCAAGAUAAAUAUUUAUCAUGAUACAAUUUAAAAACAGAAUUUUGAUUUAGCUGAUCAAAAUUGUGUUCAUUUUGGAAGCUGUGACAUAUAAUUGAAAUGUCAAUAAUAAAGCAGUUUUCAGUAAUACUAAUAGAAAACUUCUCACGUCAAGAUUUUUCAAAAAACAGUUCAUUAUUAUAGAAUUUGCCCAAGAGAUACAGUAUUAUUACUUUACCACAUACAGUGAACUACUGAAUUUUAGACAUUUCUUAUUCUCUUUGUUGAUAAAGAGCUCAUUUAAUUAACAAUUAAUUUGUGAUAAUUAGCUAUUUUUUGAUUAGCAUAUGAAGAGCCCCGAGGAAGAACGAUCUAAGUCACUUUUUCAAUGAAUCCCAGUUAAUGGCGCCAUCUGGUAGCAAAUUGUAUAAGCUUUCUGUAGAACAAUCAAUUUCAGGUAAAAUCGACCGGAGUCACAUCGAACCAAGGCCCUUCUGCAAUGGCCUCCCGGACAAAUACAAGUCCAUCGUAUUUAUUUGACCGUAAUUUGUCUGAAAAGUGGAAGUCAGUUGUUGUACUGGUAAUUAUGAUUCGUAUUAACAUCAUUUUGAAGUUGUAAUUAAACCCACUCGUUGUUCUGUUGCGUCAAACAUUAUCGUCCAAAAGUCUGUUUUGCCUUUUAUGCGAAAAGACAAAAAUGUUACUUAGAUCGUUCUGUCCCCUGGACUCUUCAUGUGAAAUCACAAAUAUAUUAAAGAACACAAUCUAGUGCUUAAUAAUAUCUUGAGGUGUUGUCCAAGGUUGUCUUAAUACAAUUUUUAUCAGUAGAAGAGUUCAGAAAAAAUAAAUUUUGUGUUGAAGAUUUAUGGAUCAUUAAUGAAGAAUUAAUCUAGUCAUUAAAGCGUGCAGCAUGUUAUGUAGUUAAUAUUUCUAAUCAAGGGAAAACUAAUCGAUCACUAAAACUCUGUUAGAAGAACCCUAUUGAAAUUCAAUCUUUUGCAUUAUUGAUCUUGUCUUCGAAUCCAUCCAUGUUUCGGAAAUUAUUUUUUUUUAAAAAAACACACCGAAUUGUUCAAAUAGUAAAAGAAAUGGCCCUAUAGAAAUUAAAGCUUAACUUAUUUUUCACAAAGUCAUUGCCCUUUUCAUUGUAACCUAGUCAACACUCGUGAAGAUCAGUGUGUUAGGGUUGUUGCUUCUGUGACUUUCUUUGUAUUACAGAAAUGUUUUUGGUGACCAAAAUUUUAAUGAAUAAACCAUAUUAAAUUGUAGAUGCGUGUAGUAGCUUGGUCAAGGUAGCGUUUGAUAAAUGUAUAGAAAAUCGUUUUGAUAUGGUAGAUUAGUUUUAACAAAGCAUCUGGGUGAAUGGUUGAAUUAUUAAUGUUAUUGAUAAAACGGUGCUAGGACUGUUUGGUCCUUUCGUGUAAAUGCCAGGAACUCAAAUAGGUUCCAAGUUACACAUUGAGAUUACACUGGCAUUGCAGUAAUAAAGUUAAGUUUUUUGAUGAUA